Alternaria ethzedia is the source of this 1110-nucleotide messenger RNA. RefSeq lists its product as uncharacterized. The transcript has a single exon. Lineage: Eukaryota; Fungi; Ascomycota; Dothideomycetes; Pleosporales; Pleosporaceae. The coding region runs from base 1 to 1110 and encodes 369 amino acids. The record is from RefSeq and is a predicted model, not a curated record.
AUGGACAGAACCACCGCCGUCGCCAUCAUGGCAACUCUCACUGCAGGUUCGAUGGUGGCACUCGAGUACCUACGGUGGUCUGAAUCGCGACAGAAGUCCGAAGCAAUCUUGGCCUCUGCUAAGAUUACACCAGAGGUUUCUGCAGCACCUUCCGAUAAGCAAGACAAGAGCGAGGAUAAGAGCGAGGACAAGAGCGAGAAAGAGAAACAGAUCGAUAUAUCCCCGGACCGAAGCUCGAUGAUUACCAGGAACAAUGAAGAUCAAUACUUGCUCGGUGCAAGACUCGUCAAGUCACAGUACGACCAACACUGUUCGUGCGAUGAGCACGCGGAACACCUGUACUUCAACUGGCCAUACUCUUGCCACAUUCAACACAAAAAGGAUGAUGUCGUCGUCAAAGUCGGUUCGAGGCCCAAACUAGACGGCGGUUUCGGAAAUCCACCUUACGAGAGCCUAUCACUUGCCAAGUGUACCAUCGAAUACUUCUCCAGGGCGCAGAAAGACAUGGACAAGAAACAAGAGAAGGCACUUGAUCAAUGGAAGUCAUCCUGGGAGCGCACUCGUGCACUUGAGAUGUUGGCCAAGGAGGACGUCCGUGGCAAAGAGACGGACUUUCUUACGACGUGGAUGGUUGAGCAGCUCAACGAGUUGUUCUUCUUUGGUGCUAUCAAAGACCUUGAGGUUCACUGGAACACAAAAGAGCUGGACAAACAGGACGGAUUGUUGGGCGAUGCCGCUGUCAAGCCCAAGGAUGGACAUGACCGCUCCACCAUCCGGCUGCAUCCAACCCGCCGUUGCUACAUCAAAUCCGAGUAUGUACGUCAAGGCAAAACACUCGCUGAAGAACGCAUUGGUUGUAUCUUACACGAGCUGUUACACAUCUUUGUCGUGCAGUAUAUGUGUGAUUACUGCACGAGGUGGGAGAACCGGCUCUCUCAUGGACGAGCCUGGCAGCGCAUUGCGAAGGCUAUCGAGGAACAGAGCUUGCGCUUGUUGGGCGUGGAAGUCGACAUUGGUCGCUUGGACGCUAUGCUUGCUGAUAGGCGUGAAUGGGACGAUACUCGUAAUAGUCUGCAUGACUUGGAGUCUUGGGGAUUCUGGAAGCGAUAG